Anopheles maculipalpis is the source of this 1015-nucleotide messenger RNA. Its product is annotated as RING finger protein 121. Lineage: Eukaryota; Metazoa; Arthropoda; Insecta; Diptera; Culicidae. The transcript has 5 exons. Gene Ontology annotation, cellular component: Golgi membrane; endoplasmic reticulum membrane. The record is from RefSeq and is a predicted model, not a curated record. Gene Ontology annotation, molecular function: metal ion binding; ubiquitin protein ligase activity. Bases 17 to 967 code for a protein of 316 amino acids.
GAGAACUGCCGCCAACAUGAAUCUGCACGAGCCGGUUGAUCCGAACAAGCCCUUCGAUGAGCUAACACCGGAAGAAAAAAUGAGGCUGGAGCACAUUAAAAUGUACGAAAAACACAAGGGCCAUGAAUCGAUGCACAUGGAAAUGGUCGUGAUACUGCUGGUCACACUCAUAAUCGCCCAGGUAGUGCUGGUUGAAUGGAAGAAACGCCACUACAGAUCCUAUUCGCUAAUGACCCUCCUCGCCCUCUGGGUGAUUCCGUUCGUGCUUAGUCUUCGCAGCCAGUACUGGCGGUUUAUCUUCUUCUGGCUAAUAUUUAGCUGCAUCACCGGGCUGGUAAUGCGGAAAGCGGUCCGCAAACCCAUUGCCGGCACGACACCCCGGCUCGUCUACAAAUGGUUUUACUUCAUCUACAAGCUAAGCUAUCUGCUCGGCAUCAUCGGGUACAUUGUGAUGAUGUUUACGUUUUUCGGCGUAAAUUUCAUCUUUAAUCAACCUCCGCACACGUGGAUGGACGUGGGACUGUUGCUGGUGUUUUACGGACUGUACUAUGGUGUGCUGGGCAGGGAUAUCUCGGAAAUCUGUGCCGAUAAGAUGGCUUGCCAUAUUGGGUAUUACACACCGAAAGGUAUACCGACGAGACAUCUGGAGCGAAAUGUGUGUGCCGUGUGUGGCAAUCAGCUGCUAACGGACGUGAACGAGUCGGGUGUGAUCGAGAACACGUACAAGCUGACCUGUGAUCAUGUUUUUCAUGAGUUCUGCAUCCGGGGGUGGUGUAUCGUGGGGAAGAAGCAAACUUGCCCGUACUGCAAGGAAAAGGUUGACCUCAAGAAGAUGUUUUGCAAUCCGUGGGAACGCCCUCACGUACUGUACGGGCAGCUGCUGGACUGGAUCCGGUGGCUUGUCGCCUGGCAGCCGCUAAUACUGUUCAUUGUGCAAGGCAUCAACUGGUCGCUCGGGUUGGAGUAAAGCUAGGCCGUUUUUAUUUAUUACAUCUCCUAUCGGACGAUUCCACUA